Messenger RNA from Candidozyma pseudohaemuli, 891 nucleotides. It is a transcript of the gene SOD6, whose product is annotated as Sod6p. Gene Ontology annotation, molecular function: metal ion binding. Gene Ontology annotation, biological process: superoxide metabolic process. Lineage: Eukaryota; Fungi; Ascomycota; Pichiomycetes; Serinales; Metschnikowiaceae. The record is from RefSeq and is a predicted model, not a curated record. The transcript has a single exon. The coding region runs from base 1 to 891 and encodes 296 amino acids.
AUGAGAUUCACCAACAACGUAGCCCAAAGCUUGCUUAUCUCUGGUUUCUUGGGAGGCGCCUUCGCCGGCGUCGCCCCCAAGGUUUCCUCUAACCCCAAGGAUGUCAUUGCCGUUGCUGAGUUCCCUCAGUUUGGUUGUGGCGAGAUGGAAGGAUAUGUGCUGUUUGAGAGUCCCAACGGUGGCAAGGUCGACGUCCAUGUCGACGUGACCAAGUUGCCUUCUGACGGCGGGCCUUUCUACUACCAUAUCCACGAGUUCCCGGUUCCUGAUGACGGGGAUUGUGAAGGAGUUGGCAAAGAGUUCAACCCAUACCACGCCUCUCCUGAUUGUGACGCCCAGCAUGGCGACGCUUAUUGUAAGAUUGGUGACUUGUCGGGCAAGCAUGGCGCCAUCAAGGCUACGUGCUUCCAGACCGACUACUGCGAUCCAUAUCUCUCUUUGGACGGGUACUCGAAGGCCAACAUCAUUGGCAAGUCAAUUGUGUUCCACUACUCGGACAUGACCAAGAUUGCCUGUGCUAACAUCGAGUACGGAACCGAGGAGCAGAUGGAACGUCUCCAGAGUCCAUCUGGAUCAGACAGCGACGAUGACGUCGACACUGUCUUUGACAAACGGGACGUAAACAGUGGUCAUGUUCCCACCACCACUUUCGUUGCCCCUGAAAGCACUGCCACUGGUUCUGCCACCUCAGGGUCCAAUGCCGAGGGUGUCAGCUCAACCAACGGUUUUGCGACCAAGGUUGUGAACUCAACUACCACCACCACCACCACCGGGAACAGAUCCAACGUGACCAACUUUGGCCACGAGUCUGCCUGCGAGGAGGGCGCCGCCAGCAGCGUCAAGGCUGCCUUUGGCACCGUGUUUGGUGUCUUGGCCACUCUUCUCUUUUGA